Molecule: messenger RNA, 4345 nt
Organism: Chaetomium fimeti
Lineage: Eukaryota; Fungi; Ascomycota; Sordariomycetes; Sordariales; Chaetomiaceae
Exons: 1
Coding region: 348-4067 (1239 amino acids)
Source: RefSeq, a predicted model, not a curated record
GGCAUGCUGCGCACAUGCAAGAGCUCGGCCUGCGUCACGCCAGCACGGCCGAGAGCUCGUGUUGCAGCCUUGAGCCUCCCUGUCCAGUUACACAACUUCAAUGUCAUCCCGAUUUCCAUCCGAAAGGUGCUAACUGCCGUUAUAGACCAACUCGUUGGAACACUCUUUUCUUCCCCGGCGCAGAUGUCGAGGUGAAUCUUGUACAGUAUCCCGUUCGGAACUCCACCUAUGACAUCGCCGCGAGCUUGAUCUCGAUACGACGACUUGCCGAACAUCCCGUUUCGGUAGCUGCGCUCAAUCUGAGCUUAGUUGAUGCCGUCACAGCUUGACAAAACCCAACCGCCAAGAUGAACCGGUUCAGGACGAAGAAGCGGGCAAAGGACGACCUUGCCGCCGGCCGGUCUAGCGAAGAUUCGGAGCAAUCUUCGCUCUCCUUUUUUCGCAAGGGAAAGAAGGCGCAACAGGAAGAAGUGAAGCAGGAAAUUGACCUGUCCAAGGCUCUACCUACCAAUGACGACUUCCGCACGAGCUUGUUGAUGAACAACUUGUCUGCACGGUUCUCCAUGUUGAGGGAGCAGGAUGACCCCAGUACCAAAAUCGGCAAGGCUAGCGACGACAGUGUUCUUUACACCAAACGCCAGUCAAGAUUGGCCGACUUCGGAUUUGGCGCUGGUGGAUUAUCCGACAUUGCUGAGGUCGAGUCCGUCAGGGGCCCCAAUCUCCUUCGCACAACUUCCGUGGCCUCCGACGAUCCGGACUCGGCGAAUGGCGGGAGCGUUCUAGCUCGUUCCCGGCCCACAGAGGGCAACGUGCUCUUUGGUGGGAGGCAGAAGAUUUACAAGAUUCCAGCGGCCUCUGGAGGCGGAAUGAGCGGUCGAGCAGUCUACGAGGAGGAUGUCGCCAUGUCGGCGUUCCAGAAAUGGCGGCAGACAGAAAGGGACCGGACACUGGAUGGCCUGAAUGGUACCCGAUCAGAUGAGGCGGAGGAAGAGCCGCACACUCGGUCCGAGUCCCCGCCCCUGAUGAGUUACCGCCGCAAGCGUGAGACGGCAUCGACCACAUCCUCCAAUUCCAUCAUGGCUCGGAACUCCACGGCAGCCACAUCCGUCACUUCGCAAGCGGCCGGUGCUAUUAAGGACUGGCAGCCCGCGCCGAGCGUGUCGUCAUCAGCCGUUGCAUCACCCAUUCCCGAGCGCAACGUUACUCGAACUCGGAGACUCUACGAACAGGGCUUUAAUCAGGAGUCCAACGAGCAUCAGGGCUCAGUAUUAUCACGGAUCGAGGCUCUGACACGCCCGCGCCCAUUUGGCACGAAGGCGACAGACACUCCACCUCAAACCGACGGUACUCGGACCAUUCUGACAAAGACGAGUGCGCCGAGUUUGAGGUCCUUGAGCCCGGCAUCCACCUCCCGACCGAUUGGCGCGUUGGAUCUCGGUAACAGGGUGAAAGCCGACUCCAAACCGAGCAAUCUCGGCGGCUUACCGCCUCUGAGCCCACCCGUCAGCGAGACGGGUGAGCAGCCCAUCCUUUCGAAAGAUGUGGGAAACGCGACGGCGACGGGCAUAUUUCAGAAAUCGUCGCAACCGUAUGAUGAGUCCCAGUACGUCCAGCGACAGCUCCAGCUUCAGCAGGGCCGAGAAACGCCUACCCAGCGGCAUAGAGCGGAGUCGAACGGCAGGAACACUCCCGUUUCCGGAGACCACGAAACGAAACCCGCGGCUAUCGGGGCUCGACCGCCCCCGCCGAAUGCAGCUCUCCCUCCAACUCCUAUUGCCGAGGCCGAGCCUUCGCAGGCAACUGCAGUCAACCCAGCAGGGCUCACCGUACCAGGGGAGUCUCACAUCGAGCGUCCUUCUGAUGAAGACCACCCAGCAUUUAGGCAAUCUGCGUUGCCUACCCCUCUCGCUGUUGGUGCCAAACCUAGCAGAGAACCCUCGCCCAUUUUGAAGAAGGCCGUCCCGGUCACAAACUCCCAGAAGCCAUCCCCAACAGACUCUCCAACGUUAGGCCCGGCGUCGGGUCUUAGUGGCCUGGUUCGUCAGCAUCUUCGCACAGAAAGCGUGGAAUCGACGCUGGGCGAUACUGGAUUCGAUGCCUCCGCCGCCGGAUCCCGUUAUAAUCUCGAUGCGAAGUCCCCUUCACUCCUGAGCGAACCCGGCCCUGCAUUGAGCCCGUGGCCUUCUUCAGAUCAGGAUUGGCUUGGCUCGCACUCUGGAAACGGCGCGGAAACGACCCCGGGAGGGUCAGAGGGCGAGAGUCAGUCUAACCGUGAGAACUCAGACUCAAGGACGGUCGACCGAGCCAGCACAGCCACAGAGGAUGAGACAGACGGCUUUGCUAACCAACUGGCCAACGCUCGUCGCCGUGUCCGAGAGAAGCUGACGUCGUAUGUCGAGUCGGAUAGCAGCAGGGCUACGUCUCCCCUGCUGCUCCCAACCGACCCGCCAAGCUUGUCCACCCAGACUCCGAAUCCCCUCGGCAUCGUCAAGCCGAAGUCAAGUCGUGGCUCACUCAUGGACCGCUCACGCAACACGGUAACAGGACAAUCCAAGGGCCUCAAAAUACUGGGGCUCGGAUCCGCGACCAUGAGCACUUCACCGCAGCCCAGUAAACAAUCCUUUGAGGAGAAGGAGUUCCCCUUCCCCUCCUUGGAAACGAUGAAAGAAGAGGCCCCGAGGGACAACGUGCCACAACGGGGUCACAAGAUUUCGGAUGCCGAGUCCUACACUGAAUCGGACCCAGCAAAGGAUAAUGACGAGGAUGGCAACACGCACCCGGGGCUGCGAGCUUUCAGACAAGCCCGGCGAGAUCUGCAGAAGCGGAAGGAGCUGGAAACGCUCGCCCGGCACCAAGCUUCGCAAACGUCGCAGUCCCCGGAUGAGGCACCGGAGCAGCGGAAUGGUAUGCACUCAGCAGCAGCCAGGGUUCCGCGACAGCGAACGCCAAGCAGGGAGAGAAGGCCGCCUCCUGUUACCUACAAACAACGUGCCCCCAGCGACGAUCAAAGCUACAGCUCACCAGGAGCAAUGAGACCGUCGGGCGAGCGCUCGAGGAGUGGUUCAGAAACCAGCGGCGGUCGUUCCAACAGCCGGCCUCCUCGCUUGAGGACCAAUACCAACAAUGGGCCGCAUGACCAGCUUGGAGCUCCCAAUCCCGGGCGACCGAUGAUGCGCUCUCCCGGCUUACCCGGGACGGACAUCAAGAAUUCCCCCGUAAUGCCACCGUAUCCGUAUCCCAGCCGCGGCGCGCCUUCGCCUUCACAGUCACCGCAUCCCGACCGGUCAAGGUCGGCCGCCAACCUCGCUUUGCACACCGGGCGGCCAGGUUUAGAUCCCCAUUCGGGUCAGCCCUCCCCUAUCUCACCCAUGGGCCUGCCCUCGCCAUCCCCGUACACGAUGGGGCUCCCCGCGUCUCCCAUCGGUACUCCCACUUCGUUUGGACCACGCCCACGGCUCCCGUCGGCUUCGCAAUCACCGGCCUUGGGUCCUGUGAACGGCGCCAUGCCCCACCAAAUGAGGCGACCCGUCGACAAACGGGAGAUCUCGGAGCCGACGUUCGUCAUGUCAACAAGCCGGGUUCCCACAACGACUCUGCCACAUCAUCCUCCGCAACACCCAGCGCACUCGCAAUACCCGCCACCCCCGAGCCAACCUCCUCCCAUGGUCCCGGGUAGAGGUCCAAGGUCUCGGUCGAACAGUCGUGCAGCCGGCCCUGCGCCACCACUGCCGCCCAUCAACCCUCGUCGCAGACGUGAAGAUUCUCGUCCACGAGCCCCUCACGAAGACAACGAGACCGCCGCGCCUCGCCUACCGCAUGCAGAUAACGGCACAUCAUGGAUCGACAUCGGAGCAGGCAGCGAGGAUGAAGGUGGUGAUAAGUCAGACCAACGGCGGCGACUACGGAAACCGCACCCGGAUAUGCAGGCGGCCCCUAGCUCCAGGCCUUUCCCGGGCCGAUCGAGAGAAAGCAGCCCGCCGCUGAUGGCCAAUGGGCCUGCGGCGAGCCGAUCCGCGGCGAACCACGGCAAUGGCAAUGGGAUGGGCGUCCCCGGCGGGAUGAUCUAAAGGCGUCCAGACAAUCUUAUCAUCGCCGAAUGUUUCCUUGGUAUACUUCUUGGCCAUUUCCAUUUUUCCUCACUUUCCUUUUGUUUCUUCCUCGGGUUUCACUUGGUCGGGCUGAAAGGAUGGCCGGCGCAGCGCGGAGGACAGGCGCGGUUCAUCGAUACCAUAUGAGGCUUAUGAAAUUGAGAUACCUCUUUGCAAACUAGACUCCUCGGCGCGGAUUGGGAGUUUUCUGCUGUCCUUCCUUAUUUCUUCGUUUCUAUCUGUACCACUUCUUUCUU